Akanthomyces muscarius is the source of this 1419-nucleotide messenger RNA. RefSeq lists its product as uncharacterized. Gene Ontology annotation, molecular function: ATP binding; protein kinase activity. Gene Ontology annotation, biological process: protein phosphorylation; spliceosomal complex assembly; regulation of mRNA processing. The coding region runs from base 1 to 1419 and encodes 472 amino acids. The record is from RefSeq and is a predicted model, not a curated record. NCBI's taxonomy places the organism in Eukaryota, Fungi, Ascomycota, Sordariomycetes, Hypocreales, Cordycipitaceae. The transcript has 2 exons.
AUGCCCACUCUUGUUGCUGUCAAUGCGGCCACGACCGCUGCCGACGAAAACUUGAACCUAAAAUUAAACCCACGGCCUAGAGCCAGGUUCUUCGGAGAAGCAGAGUACGUCGAAAAGAUCUGCCGCUACCGCUACGGCCGCGGCGGCUACCACCCUGUCCAUCUCGCCGACACACUCGACCAAGGCCGGUACCGCGUCAUCCACAAGCUCGGCCAUGGCGGCUUCUCGACCGUCUGGCUUUGCCUCAACACAGAAGAUGCUCGGCGGCCCACGUAUGUCGCCGUCAAAGUUCUUGCCGCAGAGGACGACAGGGAGGUUGACUGCCGCGAACUACGCAUCGGCCUGCACCUGCGUGAGCGACUCACGGGGGACCAGCCCUUCUGUCUGCCGCUCAGGGAAUUUCGCCUCGAGGGUCCUAACGGAACGCAUAUCUGCAUCGUGUACCCCGUCAGGGGCCCGACGCUGGGGUCUGCCAUGGAUGUCUUUGCCGAGAGGCAGGACUGUGCAGGGACUGUUCGGCGACUACUUGGACAGGUCGCAACAACGUUGGAUAUAUUGCAUAAAAAUGGAGUAUGCCACGGAGAUCUUCGUCCUGAAAAUGUAUUCAUUGGGCUCAAAUCUCUAGAUGGCCUUGACGUGCCCGCGGUGUACCGCAUACUCGGGGAGCCUGAUACACACGAAGUUACUCUGAUUCGAAGUGACCAUACAGCAGAGUCUGUCCCCCGUUACCUCGUCUACCCUGUGCAUGCGCCCGAUAUUUCGCUCAGCUAUCUCCUGCCCCAAGUCUACAUCGCUGACUUCGGCGAGUCCUUCUUCUACGAAGAGGAGUCGCCGCGCGUGACGGGCAUACCGCGCGCGUACUGCGCCCCCGAAGCGGUGUUUGACAACAUCUCGGGGCCUGCGUCAGAUCUCUGGUCCCUCGGCUGCCUCUUCUUCGAGACGCGCCUCGGCUGUAAGAUCAUCGAGCCGGCUGACUUGCUCUGCCGCAAUGACGACGAGUACAUCCUCAGUCUUGCGCUGAUUCUGGGGCGACUGCCCGAGUCCUGGUGGGCCCGCUGGCAGCCACGGCAUGAAUACUUUAGGCCUGACGAUGAUGGUGAAUAUAAGGAUGAAGAUAAAGACGCCGCCGCCAACUAUGACGAGCAGCGAAAAGGCACGCACGACCGUCUGAAGACGCAACCGGGAAAGUUGGAGAGUUUUAUGCCAUGCGGGUUGAAGGAACCACGGUCAAUUCGGGAAAAGAUAGAGGUCAGCUGCUACAGCGCCGAUUUUGAAGGCAAGGAGCUCUGCAAAGCCCAGCACAUGACGGCGAUGGAGGUCAGUGCUAUGGCGGAUUUGUUAAAGCAGCUGCUGCGCUAUGUGCCAGGAGAACGAAUAUCUGCUGAAGACGCAGCCAACCAUGGAUGGUACCAGAUGUAG